Messenger RNA from Engraulis encrasicolus (European anchovy), 1446 nucleotides. Its product is annotated as zinc finger protein 528-like. Lineage: Eukaryota; Metazoa; Chordata; Actinopteri; Clupeiformes; Engraulidae. Bases 1 to 1446 code for a protein of 481 amino acids. The transcript has a single exon. The record is from RefSeq and is a predicted model, not a curated record.
AUGAGAUGCCAGGACUGCGGGCAGCAGUUCACCCGCUUGGAGGCCUUCAAGGUGCACCUGCGCAUGCACGUGGAGGAGGCAGCGGAGAAGGAGCGCAGGGCCGGGAAGCGCCCUCUUCAGACCAAAAACGAGGCAGAAGAGUGUGAACGGAGCACUAAGGACAACAAAGACGGCGGCAGAGGGCCUGAAGACGAGGAGGAUUUUUUCGGGAGCAGCUUUGCGCUGAAGCCGUCUGACGUCUUCCGUGUCCGGCCCCGCAAGGCCAUGCUUUCGCAGGAUGAGAAGCCGGUCUACAACGCCAACAGCCGCGUCUACCCCUGCACGAUCUGCGGCAACAUCUACUCCUACCUGGAGUCCUUCAAGAACCACCAGAAGACCCACGAGACGGACAGCACCUCAAAGCCCAAGGAGAAGGCCUUCAAGUGCCCGGACUGUGGGAAGAUCUUCCAUCGUGCCAUCAGCCUCUCCCUGCACAUGACGCUGAGUCACAAAACGUCAAGAGAAGAACAGAACAAGCCUGUAGAGCUCUACUGCGAGCAGUGCAACAAGACGUUCUCCUGCAAGACCACGUGGGCCAAUCACAUGGAGCACCACAAGAAGAGGCCCCACUGGUGCCUGGCCUGCGCCAAGGGCUUCAAGGACGUCAACGCCCUGGACAGGCAUCUCUAUCGCCACGAACAGAGACAAAUCAAGUGUCACGCCUGCUUCAAGUCCUUCAGGCUGCCGGCCGAGCUCAAGUCCCACUACUCCACCGCGCACAACAGGUGCCAAAAGCCCUACAGGUGCCACUACUGCAGCCGGAGGUUCUCCCAUCUGGGUGACCUGAUCACACACCGCAAGAAACACGACAGCAAGGUGGGCGUUGACGACAUGCUGAACGCGGCGGCGAAGCCGGCCAGCGUGAGGGGAGGAGGCGCUGCCUUGGGACCACAAAAGAUCGGUGUUGUGAGGACUCUCGUGAUCGGUAGCCAAGGCGGCGUGGUCGGUGAUGCGCAUCAGCGACGUCCCUUGCCUGACUUUAACGCCCAACCCAGAGAAGAAAAGGUGGAGGACCUUUUGAAGUCGGAGGGAGCCAAAGUGCGCCCCCUGCCUUAUAAGUAUGGCACUGCAGCAAAGAUGCAUGGCCAAACAAGUGUCAGCACUGAGAGGCAGAAUGCUGGUUCACAUUCCUCUAAAAGCUCUGACAAGAGUGCUGAUUGGUCCAGGCAGAGGGAAGAGGACGUGCAGAUCACAGGAUACAGAGCACCCGUGCAGCAGACUCCAAGAAGAGAUGUCCAACCACAGGAGGAAGAGGAGGAGGAAGUGGUGCUUGUUAAAGCACUGGCACCUCAAGUGCAGCCCCAGCAGCAGGAAGGGCCGUUGAGGUGCUUCAUAUGUGUCAGCUCUUUCUUCCAGGAGGCAGAUCUUCACCUACACUACAUGAAACACGCCAGUGGUGAGCUGUGA